This is a messenger RNA of Cyprinodon variegatus (sheepshead minnow), 2937 nucleotides long. Its product is annotated as zinc finger protein 835-like. The transcript is spliced from 3 exons. The coding region runs from base 146 to 1906 and encodes 586 amino acids. Lineage: Eukaryota; Metazoa; Chordata; Actinopteri; Cyprinodontiformes; Cyprinodontidae. The record is from RefSeq and is a predicted model, not a curated record. Gene Ontology annotation, biological process: regulation of transcription by RNA polymerase II. Gene Ontology annotation, molecular function: DNA-binding transcription factor activity; RNA polymerase II cis-regulatory region sequence-specific DNA binding.
UAUAUCGCCUGCUAACCCCAACUGGGCGUGUCAUUGAUACUAGAAAAAAAUACGCAUUUGUUUUUUAUAUUUAUGUUGUUUUCUUUUUAAUUAAUGUUGUGACUCGGCUCUGUAGAGGAGGGAGCUCCGGUGUUCAGUUCAGCUCAUGGAUAAAGAGAAGUCCAGCGAUAAUCAUGCACAGUGCUCAUGGAUGGAGAUGCACCAGUACAUCAGUGAGCUUCUCGCAUCUGGAAACCAAUCCAAAAACGCGCCAGACGUGAGAAACGCAGCAUGGGGGACGGCUGCUGCUGCUGCUAGUGUUCCUUUGGGGGUCAAAGCCUCCUCCAUGCAGCCCCUCCAGGCUCUUCAACAAGUCCAGGAGAGGAGAGAGGCAGCCCCGGGCAGAGCGAUCAAUGCUGGCUCAUCUAACAGGAGAGCAGAGGCCAGAGAUGGAGCAGAAGGUCUGGAUGAGCAUCAUGCCUGCACCUGCCCAGGCUGUCCUUUCUUUAGCUCCUCUUCCUCAUUUGAAACCUUACUACCCAGACAGUCCUUUUCCUCAUCUCUUUAUUCUCAUGCUUCAUGCCAGCCUAAAGACUUGAGCGUGAACUUGUGCUCGCCUGACACAACCGGCCCCGGGUCAGAUUCCAGGCCGGCCAAUCGACCACAGAGUCAUGAUGCAGACAGAGGGACCCAGAGCCAAACCCCAAAUCCCGACGCCCCUCCAUCAAGACAGUCAGCGGGCACUCUGGCCCAUCUCUCCAUGUUUCCCUGCUUGUGUUGCCACCGUAGAUUACCAACCUGCACCCACCUUGUGAGCAACCAGGAAAGUUCCAACUCUCCCUUUUCACACACCCACGCCCACCAUCAUUUCCACCACCAUCACUGCCCCAUGACGUCAUGCGUUCCCUGUCCUCAGCUUGCCCACCCUGCACAGCUAUCCGCUCCCUUUCCGUGCCUGUCCUGCCGAUGCUCUCUUCCCACCUGUCACCAGCAGCCCAGACAAACGGAGCAACAGCAGCUGGAGGAGGAGAGAAGGCGGCCCCUCCUGUCGCUUCAUCCUUGUAUGCACUGCACAGCCUCUUUUCCAAGACCGUCUCAGCUGCUGCAGCAUCAGCGCUCCGAGCACGCCCACAAACCCUCCGGUUUCCUCUGCACAGAGUGCGGCCGGGCCUUCAACUCCCACAGCAACCUCCGCAUACACCUGAAUGUGCACACAGGUGCACGGCCUUACUCCUGCACCGACUGCGGGAAGCGUUUCAGCCAGUCGGGAGCGCUAAAGAUCCACAAGAGGAUUCACACAGGCGAAAGGCCGUAUUCGUGCGACUUCUGCGGCAGGGGGUUUCCCCAUCUGGCGGGGGUCCGGGCCCACCUACGGACCCACACGGGGGAAAAGCCCUACAGCUGCAGCCUGUGUGGGAAGUGUUUUACCCAGUCAGGAGCUCUUAAGAUCCACACCCGUAUCCACACAGGAGAGAGGCCCUUCAUCUGCAGCGUCUGUGGGAGGGGCUUUUCAAAUCGCUCCGGGAUCCGCUUCCACUAUCGCACGGUCCAUGGGCUGUCCCCAGAACACGAUGGGGAGGCAAGAACAAAAACAUCAGGAUUCUCUCCUGGGCGUCCAAGAUCCCUUCCUCCAACUAGCAUCGGACACGCCGCGCAGAGCAACCUGGACAGGCCCUCUGCUCCGGACCCCUCAGAGCUGAUCCCAACCAACCGCAGCGAGAGCAGGUCACAGGAGGAAGGAGCCAGCAGUCAUAGAGAGGGGCUGCUCUAUGCCUGCGAGGAUUGCGGCCUCCGUUUUAAAGACGCCCCGUCCCGGAAUAGACACCAGACCCUGGUGCACUACUCGCACGAGCGUCAGGCGGAGGAGAAUCAGAGACAGGGUGAAGACUUCAGCACAAGAGAAAAUGUUCCGCAUCCAAGCGAAUGAAACAUAUUCAUGUUUUUUUUCCCCUUCAAAGUUCACAUUUUAUUGGUUUUGUAUGCAGUGGGCCAACACAAAGGGAAGGUUAAAGGUUAGAUGAUUUCCCACUUUCUCUGAGUCUACUGCAUACAAACCCAUGUGAAACCUGUGGGAGCAACAACUCUGCAAGAAGGUCGGGAGGUUUGAAUACUUAAACCUGAUACUGCAUCAACAGGAGGAAGGAGCACAAAAACAAAGAAAACAUUGUUGCAGUGCAGUUUGUCAGGUGGAGAACCUGUUGAACAGCUUCCAUAAAGCAAACUGAAAUGAGCCCUAACCCAUAUUUAAUUAAUGGAGCUUUAACCAAACACGGUCCUGACCGAGCAGCGAUCAUGUUUACGGUGUGGCAGCGCUGCAGGUUUAGGUCCAGCUUUACUACAAGUUGAAAAUGCUCCACAUUGUAUUUUUGAUACAUUUCUUUUUUUAUUGUGCCUUAUUCUGCAGUGAAAAAGGCAUCGUCGGAAAACUUAUAAAAGUCACAGUGUAAAGAUUAAUUGAAGAAACGAUUAACCGUUUUUCCCCCCCCAACCGUUAAUCUUAGCAUAAAGUUUCCUAUAAUAAAAACAAAGUGCUAUUUCCUGAUUGCUUUAGAAAAAAUACAGAUUUUGUUAUACAGUAGUGAAAGCAAACAGUGCAGUCACAGAAUCCAAUGGACUUUGCAUACAGUUUUAAUAAGAAUACAAGCUCUGUUAAUUUAAUUUUGCACUUCUUCCUACAUCUAGCAGAGUUUUGAGAAAAAUCCCUGAUAUCAAAUGUGUUAUAAAAUAUAAGGUUCAUGAUACUUUUCUUCUCCUUUAUUCUUGUGCCUCUGCUGUACUAUAACUCCCAAGUCCUUUUUAAACAGGUUAUUUCUCCACAUAAAGAUACACAAUACAGUAUAUUAUUAGAGGUCUGAAGCUCUCUGGUGCCACCUAGUGGUCAUAUUUAGUCACAGCUUCAAACCUGUCUAACAUUUACAGUGUUUCUUUUACAGCAAGUUCUGUUUUGCAAUAAUCUUU